CCCGUCGUCAUUCCAGAUUCACAGCAAAACCCAGAUCAAUUCCGUACUUCUGUUCCACGCGGACAACACAAACACUUGCCUUGUCCGUUCAUCUCAUUUCGCGCCUAUUGGCUGUCGCCCAACAGGAGGAGUCGUUUGUGAUUGGUCACACCAUGAGCUCUCGCAUGGCCGGGGCAGCGCUUCUGCGCCACCUGGGCCCGCGCCUCUUCACGGCCGAGCCUGUGUCCGGGCUCACCGCGAGGGGCAUCGUGCCCGCGUCCGCAAGGAUUCUUCCCGCGCGGAUGGCUAGCACGGCCGCGAAACAAGACGACACGGCAGAACAGCAGGGGAGCGCAGGCGGCACCGAGAAGCCGGAGGAGGCAGCCGGCGGUCAGAGCAAGAAGGCCAUCGUCAGCUACUGGGGCAUCGAGCCGAGGAAGCUCGUCAAGGAGGACGGCACGGAGUGGAGGUGGCCCUGCUUUAAGCCAUGGGACACGUACACGUCGGACACGUCGAUCGACGUGAAGAAGCACCACGAGCCGACGGCGCUGCCCGACAAGGCGGCGUACUGGAUCGUCAAGUCGCUGCGCGUGCCCAUGGACCUCUUCUUCCAGCGGCGGCACGCGAGCCACGCGCUGCUGCUGGAGACGGUGGCGGCCGUGCCGGGCAUGGUGGGCGGCAUGCUCCUUCACCUGCGCUCGCUGCGCCGCUUCGAGCAGAGCGGCGGCUGGAUCCGCGCGCUGCUCGAGGAGGCCGAGAACGAGCGCAUGCACCUCAUGACGUUCCUCGAGGUGACGCAGCCGCUGUGGUGGGAGCGAGCGCUCGUGCUCACCGCGCAGGGCGUCUUCUUCAACGCUUACUUCGUCGGAUACCUCCUUUCUCCCAAGUUCGCGCACCGCGUCGUCGGCUACCUCGAGGAGGAGGCAGUGCACUCGUACACGGAGUACCUCAAGGACCUCGAGGCCGGCAUCAUCGAGAACGCGCCGGCGCCGGCCAUCGCCAUCGACUACUGGCGCCUCCCCGCCGACGCCAAGCUCAAGGAUGUCGUCACCGUAGUGCGCGCCGACGAGGCGCACCACCGCGACGUCAACCACUUCGCAUCGGACAUCCAUUACCUCGGGAUGAAGCUGAAAGACACGCCUGCGCCGCUCGGGUAUCACUAAUCAGUCAACGUGGCCUACUCAGUUCAGCAACGUUACCUAUUAUUACCUUGCAUGGGAUCAAUUGGUCUGCAUUAUUUGUGUGUAAAUGACCAAUAAUUGUAACUUUUUUUGCAUGGACCAAUAAUUGUAACUUGUAAGGUAAUGAAUUGGUUUUGUUUGUCCCUGUACAUGUUGAUGUAAGACAUUUGUAAGAAAGAAUUUUGGAGUACGAGUGAAACAUGCCGUGCACUGUAGCACUCUGCUUAUCAAUUGCAGGAAUAAAUAUUUGUGGAUGAACGGAAAA
This is a messenger RNA of Phragmites australis (common reed), 1425 nucleotides long. Its product is annotated as ubiquinol oxidase 1b, mitochondrial-like. The coding region runs from base 153 to 1142 and encodes 329 amino acids. Gene Ontology annotation, molecular function: alternative oxidase activity. NCBI's taxonomy places the organism in Eukaryota, Viridiplantae, Streptophyta, Magnoliopsida, Poales, Poaceae. The record is from RefSeq and is a predicted model, not a curated record. The transcript is spliced from 3 exons. Gene Ontology annotation, cellular component: mitochondrion. Gene Ontology annotation, biological process: alternative respiration.